AUCCCUACUCCGUACUCCCCCAACCAAAACGGUCGGUCUCUCUCUCUCUCUCACCGAGACAAUGGCGGGAAAGCAAGUAGCCGGCGACGGCUUUUCGGCGAACCUCGCUGGAAUGUCGAAGAACCAGCUCUACGACAUUAUGUCUCAGAUGAAGACUCUGAUCGAGCAGAACCAGCAGCAAGCGAGGCAGAUCCUCAUCCAGAACCCGCUCUUGACCAAAGCCCUUUUUCAGGCACAAAUUAUGCUUGGAAUGGUCCAGCCCCCUCAAGCGAUUCCAACCAUCCAGCCACCAGUGUCACCGCAUCCUCAACAAGCAGCACAGCCAAUUCAACCGUCAAAUAUUCAGGCUGCUAACUCAUCAUCAAGUCAAGUGGGUAUGCAGGACCAAACAAGUGCAUCUCAGAAUCCUCCUACAAGAAAGCAACACCAGAACCAAGCUGUGAUGCCUAUCUCAUCUGCUGCUGUUCCUGCACUAAAUCUUCAGUCUCAGCCCAUGUCUUCACAUCCCCUGCAGAUGCCACAGCCGCCUAAGGGAUAUGUGAAUCCCCAAAUGCCCUCUCUGUCUCUUCCACAAUCAUCACAACUUCCAAAUGUUCCUUCAAUUCCUAUGUAUUCUUCUUCACAGCCACCUCAACUUCAGCAGCCACAGAUGCCAACUACUUCCACUCAAUUGCAACAGCCACUGCAGACAACUGGAAUUCCUCAUAUGCCACUGCAACCACCAUUGCCACCACAACCUAGACCACCUUCAGUUCCAGCUUACCAUCAUCAGUAUCCCCCACAACUGGGGCCGAAUAUGGGUUUCCAACAUCCUGGUGCUUCUCAGCAUCUUUCGCAGCCUAUUUUUCAUCCAGGUAGCAAAGCUCCUGCUAGCAUUGGGCCUUCAUUUCCUCAGGGGCAGCCACCACUUCUAAAUCAGCCACUACCUCAAUCACUGUAUCAGCCGGCAGCUCAACAACAUAUAGGUACAGAUUUCAGCAAUCAAGGUGGAAGUUCUAUGCAAGUGGAUAGAGGAUCUCCUUGGAUGUCUGGACCGCCCGAGAACUCUACAGUAACACAGCAUUCAGGUCUUCCAGGACCUCCAAUAGUUCCUAGCCAGAUGGGUCCCGGCAAUCAGCUGCCUCGCCCCCAAUCGUUGACACCGGAGAUGGAGAAGGCACUACUUCAACAAGUCAUGAGCCUCACUCCAGAACAGAUUAAUCUCCUGCCUCCAGAGCAAAGGAAUCAAGUGCUUCAGCUACAGCAGAUACUGCGACAAUGAAACUGUGAAAUUUGACAUUUAUUUUUGGCAUCUGACUAUCAAUUGGCUGCAGUGAAGAAUUAUACAGAAGUGGAUAUAAAAUCCUUUCCAAAACUAUAAGUUCCAGUUAAUUGUCGUGUAACAUGUUUGUUUGGCUUUUGCCAUAUCUCUGCGCCUUUGCAUUUAGGAGUUUUUGAGCUUCAUUUCUUCUACCUUUAAUCAUAUCCUCUUCCAUUCUACUUUUGGUGUAAAUGCAAAUGAGGUUAUUUGCAAUAUCUGCAGCCGCAUUCACAAAAUUUGGAUUUCACUUUUA
This is a messenger RNA of Alnus glutinosa, 1553 nucleotides long. RefSeq names its product cleavage stimulating factor 64. The coding region runs from base 62 to 1261 and encodes 399 amino acids. Gene Ontology annotation, biological process: mRNA 3'-end processing. Lineage: Eukaryota; Viridiplantae; Streptophyta; Magnoliopsida; Fagales; Betulaceae. The transcript is spliced from 7 exons. The record is from RefSeq and is a predicted model, not a curated record.